Messenger RNA from Acanthosepion pharaonis, 873 nucleotides. The record is from the annotation of a GenBank genome assembly. NCBI's taxonomy places the organism in Eukaryota, Metazoa, Mollusca, Cephalopoda, Sepiida, Sepiidae.
AUGACAACAAAAAUCUAUCAACCAUUUGUCAUGAUUUUUAUCCCUUGUACUCCUGGGGUGAAAAGUGGUGGUGAGAGAAGGACUUGCUUGUUGCUGCUGGUUCAUCGGCAUAUUCUUAAGUUUUCUUUCGUUUUUGUAGGUUUGUUUCAUUUUUCUUUCUUUCUUUCUUUCUUUCUUUCUUUCUUUCUUUGUGCCAUUUUGAGCAACAUCUUUCUAUUCAAGAAUAUUGUUGAAAUGAAGACAGACAUUUAUUCUUCUUUUUUGUUCUUUCUUUCUUCUUCAAUGUUCUCUUUCUUUCCUUCCUUUCAUUUUCUUCACUAUUUUUCUUUUUCUCUUUUUAUCAUUCCUUUCUUUUUCAAUUUUUUCAUCCCCCUUUUUUCAUUCAUUUCUUUCUUUCGCCUUCAAUGUCUUUUUUUUCUUUUACUCCUUUUUCAUUCCUUCAUUUUUCAAUAUUUUUUUUACUCGCUUUUUGUAAUUCCUUUCUUUGACAAUGUUUUUCUUUCUUCCCUUAUUUCAUCUCUUUCUUUUUCUUCAGUGUAUUUCUUUUCUUCCCUUUUAUUAUAUAUUUCCUUCUUCUUCCCUUAUUUUCCUUUUUUUUUUGUUCUUCACUGUUUUUCUUUCAUUCUAUUUUUCACACAUUUUCUCACUUUUGUGCUUAUUUUCUUUUUCUCUUAUUCUUUGUUUUCCUCUCUUUUUUGCUUUUCUUACAUUAAUAUCUUUGUCCUUUUUCUCCCUUUCCAUCUUUUCCUUCUCCUUAUUAUCUCCUUCUCUCUUUUAUUGUCAUUCAUUUUCUCUUUUUCUUUUCCCUUUCUCCUCAUUUUUUCCUUCUCACUUUUAUUGUCAUUCUUUAAUCUCUUUCACUUUUCCACCUGA